Molecule: messenger RNA, 882 nt
Organism: Triticum urartu
Lineage: Eukaryota; Viridiplantae; Streptophyta; Magnoliopsida; Poales; Poaceae
Gene: NRPB4
Product: RNA polymerase II, Rpb4, core protein
Biological process (GO): DNA-templated transcription initiation
Cellular component (GO): RNA polymerase complex
Molecular function (GO): nucleotide binding
Source: RefSeq, a predicted model, not a curated record
CUCUUUUCUUUCCCCUUCCUCUUCCCCUCCCCGCCGUCUCCUCUCCCGACGCCGAACCGAAUCGCAGCAGCAGGAGCAGCCGGAGAAGAAGAAAUCGAGAGCGCCAGCAGCCAUGUCCGGCAUGGAGGAGGAGGAGAACGCCGCCGAGCUCAAGAUCGGCGAAGAGUUUCUUAAGGCCAAGUGCCUGAUGAACUGCGAGGUGGCGAUAAUCCUGGAGCACAAGUGGGAGCAGCUGCAGCACAUGUCGGACGGCGGCGCCGACCAGGUCUCGCAGGUCUUCGAGAAGUCGCAGGCCUACGUCAAGCGCUUCAGCCGCUACAAGAACCCCGACGCCGUGCGCCAGGUCCGCGAGACGCUCUCCCGCUACAGCCUCGUCGAGUUCGAGCUCUGCACCCUGGGGAACCUCUGCCCCGACACCGCCGACGAGGCCAAGGCGCUCGUCCCCUCCCUCGUCCCUGGCGGCAGGUUCGACAGCGACGACCGCGUCGACAAGAUGCUCAACGACCUCUCCCUCAUCAAGAAGUUCGAGUAGCCGCCUCAUAAUAUGCUCCUGCUUGUUGAUCUUGUUCUCGUUCCUCCAAUGGACAUGGCACAUGGAGGCCAUGUGUCGUUUAUCAGUCUCAAGAAGUACUUACUAGCUACUGGUAGCUUAGUUUGGCGAUGUUUGAUCUUCAGAUUAUCUCCUUCUAUGCUAUGAUCAUAAGACAUCGGUGUCAAUCUCACAGAUGUAUGGAGUUAAUGAAGCCUUGCUGCUAUGCUGUCUUGGAGAAAAAUGUAGUAGCUGCUGUUGUUAAGUUGGGUUGGUGCUGUUUAAUCUUCUUCAUAUUACCCUCCUAUAUGCUAUGACUAUAAGACAGAGUUGAUUAAACAUUGUUGAUAUCA